UUGUAGUAAACAGUAGUAAACACAGUCGUCAGUCUAUAAAAAGGGUUUUUUGCUUCACUGUCUAUUGCAUUUCCAAAGUCCAGCAGCAGAUUUAUUUGUAACUGAAUCCUGCAUAACUGUACUACAACUAAUCUCAAGCAUGGAGAAUAGUGAUUUCACCAUGGAUCAACACUCAGGCUCUGGUUCUAGCUCUCCCACAUUGAAUUCGUCUUCUCCAAGCUCUGAUGUCUCUGAAUUCAAGACCUGCUUUGGUUGUCAACAGCCGAUUAUUGAUGAGAUUCGCUUGAGAGUGGCCCCAGAUCUCGAGUGGCACGCAGCGUGUCUCGUGUGUGCAGAGUGUCAACUGUUACUGGACGAAAACUGUACCUGUUUCAUCAAGAACGAGAAGACGUAUUGUAAGAAGGAUUACGUCAAGUUGUUUGGUGUUUCCUGCUCUGCCUGCCGACAACCAAUCAACAAAACCGAUUACAUCAUGAGAGCUCGAGAUCAGGUAUACCAUUCAAAGUGCUUCUCGUGCUUCAAGUGUGAUGUCACGCUACCUCCUGGAGAGCAGUUUGGUUUCCACGAGGGCAGGCUUUACUGCAAGACAGAUUAUAACACGGCACAGCAGGACAAGCUCACCUCCAGUGAUCACUCAAGCAUUGAGAACGGAGACAACAAUCAGCGUCGAAUUCAACCAACCGGCAGUCGAACGACGAAACGUUCCAACUCAGAGAAGGGGCCUCGAGUUCGCACAGUGUUGUCAGAGCAGCAGCUGCAAACUCUCCGCACUGUGUACGGCACUAACCCACGUCCUGAUGCACUGUUGAAGGAACACCUGGUGGAGAUCACUGGCCUGAGCCCGAGGGUCAUCAGGGUGUGGUUUCAGAACAAGAGAUGCAAGGAUAAGAAGAAGAUGAUUCAUGCUCAAGAGCAGGCCCGACAGCAAGCUAUUCACGGAGGCCCCACUAACAUCCCACCCCUCACUCCUCAGACUCCACUGACUCCGGACAGCAUCUCCCCACAUCACAGCAUGUCAGCUUUUACUUAUCCACCUUCCAACUAUGAACCUAUCUCAACCCAGCCGUCUGUGUCGCCCAUAGCAACCUACCAUCAGCAUAACCCAGCCUACAAUUCGCCUACAGAGACUCUGGCACAUUUCGACAUCAACGUGGACUACAGUUCUCAAAAUUUGACUCAGGUUGAACAUCACCAAACGUACGUCCAUGCAUCAGCUGGCAACUCCACUCAGGUCACACCCUACUUUUAAGCCACCCCCUCUGUCUAAUCACAUCCUUGCGUUUAGAAGUCAAAAACAUUUCGCAACUCGUUUCAAUUUUCAAACCGAACACACUAUAUUCAUACAACCUUCGUACACAUUUCAGUCGACAUUUUCACUUGUUCAUUAUAUCAUUUAACUACAGUAGACGAACUUUUAGUGCGCUUUUUUGUCAUCAAAAACGGUACCUGUAUCCUAUCACCGUGUGUCCAUACUGUAUACCUAAUGUGUUCAAUUCUGUCUUAUGUAUUGUACAGUGUGUCAGUUUGUGUG
Halichondria panicea is the source of this 1531-nucleotide messenger RNA. RefSeq names its product insulin gene enhancer protein ISL-2-like. The record is from RefSeq and is a predicted model, not a curated record. Gene Ontology annotation, biological process: neuron fate specification; positive regulation of transcription by RNA polymerase II; axonogenesis. Gene Ontology annotation, molecular function: cis-regulatory region sequence-specific DNA binding; DNA-binding transcription factor activity, RNA polymerase II-specific. Gene Ontology annotation, cellular component: nucleus. Bases 140 to 1249 code for a protein of 369 amino acids. Lineage: Eukaryota; Metazoa; Porifera; Demospongiae; Suberitida; Halichondriidae. The transcript has 7 exons.